CGCGCCGCUCCCAUCGAGGUGUUGGCAGAUCGGUUGGCUCAGCCUGGGGACGCUUGGUGAGGGCGCGGCGGGGGCGGGUGGGCGCCGCCAUUUUGCAGGAAGAGGGCUGUCCGGGGCUGUCAUUGCGGGGAGAGCAGCGUCUGCCAUGGCCAAUGUGCUGUGCAGCAGAGCCAGGUUGGUUUCCUACCUGCCAGGGUUCCCCUCCCUGCUCAGCAGGGUUGGAAAUUCCAGAACUUUCUCCACUGCCGGAUCCUCGGGCUCUGAUGAGCCCCUCGUGGCUGCUGCACCCCCCGAGCUCUCCCCCAGGACGGUGUGGCCGGACGAGCUGCUGGGUCCCUUUGGGCCUCAGGACCGGCGUUUCCAGCUGCCCGGGCACCUGGGCUUUGGGUGCCACCUGCAUGGCACUGCCAGCCAGCGGGCACCGCCCGGCCUGCCCGAGCUGCUGGCCCAGCCCUCAGCCAGCGACCGGCACCGCUUGGUCAUGGCCCAGUGCAUCAAUGAGUUCCAGGGUUCUGAUGCUCCCCAGAAGCAGCAGAUCAAUAAUGCUGAAAGCUACUUUGAAAAUGCCAAGGUGGAAUGUGCAGUGCAAGCCUGUCCUGAGCUGCUGAGAAAAGACGUGCAGGCGCUGUUCCCCGAGGCGCAGCCCCAGCGCCUGACGGUGCUGACGGUGACGCAGAGGAGCCAGCACGACAUGAGCGUGUGGAGCCACGAGGUGGAGCAGGAGAGGGAGGCGCUGCUGGAGAACUUCAUCAAUGGUGCCAAGGAAAUUUGCUGUGCGAUUUCUGCUGAGGGCUACUGGGCUGAUUUCAUUGACCCCUCCUCAGGGCUGGCUUUUUUCGGGCCUUACAGCAACAACCCCCUGCUGGAGACGGACGAGCGCUACCGGCACUUGGGCUUUGCUGUGGAUGACCUGGGCUGCUGCAAAGUGAUCAGGCACCACCUGUGGGGCACCCACGUGCUGGUGGGCACCAUCUUCACCAACGCUGAGCCCGACAGCCCCAUCAUGAGGAAACUCAGUGGCCACUGAGCCCUCCCUGCUGCCAUCCUGCCCUUCUCGGUGUCGCCAGGCCUUGCUCGCUCUGGGUGUUCUUAGAGAAUAAAAGUAGCUGGGAUUUAUUUCUG
Messenger RNA from Zonotrichia leucophrys gambelii, 1122 nucleotides. It is a transcript of the gene MMADHC, whose product is annotated as metabolism of cobalamin associated D. Gene Ontology annotation, cellular component: mitochondrion. The transcript is spliced from 8 exons. Gene Ontology annotation, biological process: cobalamin metabolic process. The record is from RefSeq and is a predicted model, not a curated record. Lineage: Eukaryota; Metazoa; Chordata; Aves; Passeriformes; Passerellidae. Bases 146 to 1027 code for a protein of 293 amino acids.